UGCAUAGUGAAUGGAUUCGAAGGUCGAUCUCAUCAUAAGACGGCUUCUGAUUCCAGUUUUAUUGCAGCCGUUGAGCUUUACUUCGACGUUCAGCUUGACGCAUUCUACGAGACGUCCUCCCUUGAUGAUGGACAUCAUCAGGGCAGUCGAAUCGGUCGUCAGCCCAACUCUGUGAAGCACCGUUGCGCAAUCGAGAUCGAGAAGCUUCGCUCCAUUGGUCCACUUCCCGGCCCAACUGUUACUAGCGCCUCCUACACGUCCACGUCGAAUGGUCGGCUCUUUCAUGCUCCGGCCAGCGGCGUCUCCAAGGCUUGUCCAAGCACUGCGGCUGUCGCCUCAACACCGUCUCCGGCGGACUCUUCUUUCUUCGCCUCCGGUUCACCGUUGGCCGGCUCACCGUUGCUACGGGCUUCGAGUACAGGUCCAAGCUGCAAAUUCCCCGUGUCCCCUCCGCCGACAAUGGGUCUGCCACGUCCACUCGUCGGCAAUCUGGACCGUCUUCAAGUUACCCCAACGACAGUCGUCAUGAUCACCGCCUCUGAGUCUGCCCUGUCCAAUAUGACGACUACAGCGUCGGCCUCGGUCAACCAGGCAAGUCGUCUCGACGCUUCACCGGACCAUCGAGAGCCCGACGAUGCUGAGGCUUGUGUGCCGGUGCGUCGAAACGCCGCUUCACAGGUUGCCAUGACACCGGAGACGGCAACGACUCGCGUUGCACUCGACGAUUCGACGCCAUGUCAGGCGAGUGGAGCCAUUCGAUCGGUAGACAUGGAGAUUGAUCCGGAACAUGAACGGGCCAAAAUGAAGCCUGUAAAGUACAGCUUUGACCAACAGGAGGAUGGAGACGAGAGGGCGGUGGCAGCGAAACUUGUCCGCCGGACGCCUCCGUCGUCCGGCCCCAGUUGGACAGUUGAGGAGGGGCGGCUGUUGGCAGAGACCGGCUGUACCGGCGACGGCGAGCCCGAGGAUGGUACAACGAAAGGGUCCGUCGUGCAAUCGGUCCUAUUGGACGCCGUGGCGAUCAGCCUCGGAGUCGACCUGCCGGAUUCUGCGAUUGCCACGCCGACGCGAAGCAGACGAUCGGGUUCAGGCAAGCCGUGGUUGGCACCGCGGAUGGGUGGUCUGGUUGCGGCGCCGUCGCCGCUCGUCGCUGGCGCAGAGACGAGACCCGCCGAAGAAGAAGAAGAAGACGAAGAUAAUGAUGAUGAUGACGAUGAUGAUGAUGAUGAUAAUGAUGAUGAUGAGGAGGAGGGUGAGGAGAAGGAGGAAGAAGAGGAGGACGAAGAAGACGAGACGGAGGAGGAGGACGAUGAAGAGACGAGACGAGAAGGCGAAAUGGAAGUGAGCCUGGAGACGGAUGGCGAGAUGGAAGUGGAAGUUGAGAUGGAGAUGGAGCCGGAAAAAGGGGAUCAUGUGAAAGCGGCCGACGGCAAGGAGGUGGGCCAGACGACUCAGCUGCUUUUACACAGCCUCCCUGAACAACGUUAUUCACCGUUGCUUCACUCUUUCGCCGCCCAGCCUUCGCCUCAGCGACAGAAAAGGAAGGCAACCCAGCCCAACUACAGUCAAUCGAAUCGACUGGGCCUUGGCGGCGUCACCGGCACGGCGACAACCGGCGCCAUCUCCAAAGCCAUCAUAGUCUCCGUGGUCUCGGGUGUCAAUGGUCGCCAUGACGCAAAGGGAAGAGUCUGUUGCGACCUGGACAAAAGCGCUGUAUGCGCCGAACUGGUGAAGGUGACCGAGCGAAUCGGCGUCUCGGAAGCGUGUGAAUGUAGUCGAAUUGCAGUCGAUGCUGGUGGAUAUGAACGCACCGUGUGUCGUGGGGUUGAUGUCGGUGCUGGUGGUACAGCAGACGGCAUAAUUGGUGGACCAAGCAGUGCUGACGUCGUCGACAGCGCGGCUGAUGCUGAUGUUGAUGCUAAUGUUGAUGUUGAUGUCGCCGGUUAUGAUCGUUUGGCCGGUGCAGUCUAUCAUCCUCUGGGCAGGUUG
Protopolystoma xenopodis is the source of this 1989-nucleotide messenger RNA. The record is from the annotation of a GenBank genome assembly. NCBI's taxonomy places the organism in Eukaryota, Metazoa, Platyhelminthes, Monogenea, Polystomatidea, Polystomatidae.